AUCUCGCCAUCACUAGUACAAAGGCUGAAGAAAGCAGGAGAAUAGGUUUCCAAAGAACUCUAAAGGUUUACUAACAACUCAAAAGGAGAAGAAGCAGCAGCAAGCAGGAGGAAUUACUCCAGGAGAAACUACUUAGAUAUUAUGUAAAGAUGGAGAUUAAAGGAAGAACCCUGCAGAAUAAAAGAUGAAGAGACAGAGGAACAAAUAGAACUGAUGGAAGCGAAUGAAGUCCGACAUCAUCAUUUCACAAAUGAAGAUGAAAACGCUGUUUCAAAGACUGAGAAGAAUUUCACACAACAACCAGCUGGAAAAACUGGAGUCAAAGGAUCUUUGACUUGCUCUGAGUGUGGAAAGAGUUACACACGUAAAAAAGGCCUUAAGAGACACAUGCAAAUUCACCCUGGAGAGAAUCUGUUCACAUGCACUCAGUGCAAAAAGAGUUUCAGUUACAAAGGAGACCUAAAAAAUCACAUGAGAAUUCACACUGGAGAAAAACCGUUCACAUGCACUCAGUGUGGAAAGAGUUUCAGUUACAAAGGAGACCUAAAUAAUCACAUGAGAAUUCACACUGGAGAAAAACCGUUCACAUGCACUCAGUGUGGAAAGAGUUUCAAUCGCAAAAGCACUCUUGGAAAUCAUCUGCACACUCACUCUGGAGUGAAGUCAUUCAGCUGUGAUCAGUGUGAUAAAACAUUUGUUUUUUCAUCAGGCUUAAAAAGACACCUUAAAGUUCAUGCUGCUGUGAAGCCUCACUUUUGUUCUUUUUGUGGAAAGAGUUUUUCAAUACUGCAGUUUUUAAAAGAGCAUGAGCGUAUUCAUACUGGUGUGAGACCUUAUAUGUGCUUUGACUGUGGGAAGAGCUUUACUAAAUCGGGCACCUUAAAAACACACCAGAGAAUUCAUACUGGAGAGAAGCCGUACCAGUGCUCUUCAUGUGGGAAGAGUUAUGCCCGUAUAUCUAGUCUACAGACUCAUAAGAAAAAGCAAUGUCCGAAGUUGUCUAAGUGAGCAAAGUUCAAGUUCACAUCCAUCACUUUCAAGUAAAUAAUUUGAUAAUCAGAUUUGGCAAACCUGGAAUUUCAACAGAGUAAAAUCGCUCACUCAGAAACUCUGUACAUUUUGAGACUUUACAAAAUAAAAUGGAAUAAAACUUA
This is a messenger RNA of Megalobrama amblycephala (Wuchang bream), 1154 nucleotides long. Its product is annotated as gastrula zinc finger protein XlCGF8.2DB-like. Lineage: Eukaryota; Metazoa; Chordata; Actinopteri; Cypriniformes; Xenocyprididae. Bases 214 to 1008 code for a protein of 264 amino acids. The record is from RefSeq and is a predicted model, not a curated record. The transcript is spliced from 3 exons.